This is a messenger RNA of Dimorphilus gyrociliatus, 6085 nucleotides long. The record is from the annotation of a GenBank genome assembly. Lineage: Eukaryota; Metazoa; Annelida; Polychaeta; Dinophilidae.
AAUGCUCAUUUUAGCAACACCACCAAAACCAAAACCAAAACCAAAUGUCAAGACUGGAGUUACGUGUGAACACAAAGUUCUUAAACUGGCCUGCCCAGCUGGUAGAAAGAUUGCUGUGAGAAGAGCUGUUUAUGGAAGAGGAAAGGGAGACAUGAAAUGUGUGUCUUCCAAGAAAUCUCUUUCACAAGUAAGGAAAUUCUGUAAUGGAAAGAGAAGAUGUAAUGUAUUGGCAAAGAAUAAUGUGUUUGGAGAUCCUUGCCCAGGAAUUUUCAAAUACUUGAGAGUUGCAUAUGUCUGUAAAAAAGUUUUAGCAACACCACCAAAACCAAAACCAAAACCAAAUGUCAAGACUGGAGUUACGUGUGAACACAAAGUUCUUAAACUGGCCUGCCCAGCUGGUAGAAAGAUUGCUGUGAGAAGAGCUGUUUAUGGAAGAGGAAAGGGAGACAUGAAAUGUGUGUGCUUCCAAAAAUCUCUUUCACAAGUAAGGAAAUUCUGUAAUGGAAAGAGAAGAUGUAAUGUAUUGGCAAAGAAUAAUGUGUUUGGAGAUCCUUGCCCAGGAAUUUUCAAAUACUUGAGAGUUGCAUAUGUCUGUAAAAAAGUUUUAGCAACACCACCAAAACCAAAACCAAAACCAAAUGUCAAGACUGGAGUUACGUGUGAACACAAAGUUCUUAAACUGGCCUGCCCAGCUGGUAGAAAGAUUGCUGUGAGAAGAGCUGUUUAUGGAAGAGGAAAGGGAGACAUGAAAGUUUGUCCACAAAAAUCAUUGUCAAAAUUCCAAAAAAGAAUUGCUGCCAGUGUGUGUGCUUCCAAGAAAUCUCUUUCACAAGUAAGGAAAUUCUGUAAUGGAAAGAGAAGAUGUAAUGUAUUGGCAAAGAAUAAUGUGUUUGGAGAUCCUUGCCCAGGAAUUUUCAAAUACUUGAGAGUUGCAUAUGUCUGUAAAAAAGAUGUCAAGACUGGAGUUACGUGUGAACACAAAGUUCUUAAACUGGCCUGCCCAGCUGGUAGAAAGAUUGCUGUGAGAAGAGCUGUUUAUGGAAGAGGAAAGGGAGACAUGAAAGUUUGUCCACAAAAAUCAUUGUCAAAAUUCCAAAAAAGAAUUGCUGCCAGUGUGUGUGCUUCCAAGAAAUCUCUUUCACAAGUAAGGAAAUUCUGUAAUGGAAAGAGAAGAUGUAAUGUAUUGGCAAAGAAUAAUGUGUUUGGAGAUCCUUGCCCAGGAAUUUUCAAAUACUUGAGAGUUGCAUAUGUCUGUAAAAAAGUUUUAGCAACACCACCAAAACCAAAACCAAAACCAAAUGUCAAGACUGGAGUUACAAUUGCUGCCAGUGUGUGUGCUUCCAAGAAAUCUCUUUCACAAGUAAGGAAAUUCUGUAAUGGAAAGAGAAGAUGUAAUGUAUUGGCAAAGAAUAAUGUGUUUGGAGAUCCUUGCCCAGGAAUUUUCAAAUACUUGAGAGUUGCAUAUGUCUGUAAAAAAGUUUUAGCAACACCACCAAAACCAAAACCAAAACCAAAUGUCAAGACUGGAGUUACGUGUGAACACAAAGUUCUUAAACUGGCCUGCCCAGCUGGUAGAAAGAUUGCUGUGAGAAGAGCUGUUUAUGGAAGAGGAAAGGGAGACAUGAAAGUUUGUCCACAAAAAUCAUUGUCAAAAUUCCAAAAAAGAAUUGCUGCCAGUGUGUGUGCUUCCAAGAAAUCUCUUUCACAAGUAAGGAAAUUCUGUAAUGGAAAGAGAAGAUGUAAUGUAUUGGCAAAGAAUAAUGUGUUUGGAGAUCCUUGCCCAGGAAUUUUCAAAUACUUGAGAGUUGCAUAUGUCUGUAAAAAAGUUUUAGCAACACCACCAAAACCAAAACCAAAACCAAAUGUCAAGACUGGAGUUACGUGUGAACACAAAGUUCUUAAACUGGCCUGCCCAGCUGGUAGAAAGAUUGCUGUGAGAAGAGCUGUUUAUGGAAGAGGAAAGGGAGACAUGAAAGUUUGUCCACAAAAAUCAUUGUCAAAAUUCCAAAAAAGAAUUGCUACCAGUGUGUGUGCUUCCAAGAAAUCUCUUUCACAAGUAAGGAAAUUCUGUAAUGGAAAGAGAAGAUGUAAUGUAUUGGCAAAGAAUAAUGUGUUUGGAGAUCCUUGCCCAGGAAUUUUCAAAUACUUGAGAGUUGCAUAUGUCUGUAAAAAAGUUUUAGCAACACCACCAAAACCAAAACCAAAACCAAAUGUCAAGACUGGAGUUACGUGUGAACACAAAGUUCUUAAACUGGCCUGCCCAGCUGGUAGAAAGAUUGCUGUGAGAAGAGCUGUUUAUGGAAGAGGAAAGGGAGACAUGAAAGUUUGUCCACAAAAAUCAUUGUCAAAAUUCCAAAAAAGAAUUGCUGCCAGUGUGUGUGCUUCCAAGAAAUCUCUUUCACAAGUAAGGAAAUUCUGUAAUGGAAAGAGAAGAUGUAAUGUAUUGGCAAAGAAUAAUGUGUUUGGAGAUCCUUGCCCAGGAAUUUUCAAAUACUUGAGAGUUGCAUAUGUCUGUAAAAAAGUUUUAGCAACACCACCAAAACCAAAACCAAAACCAAAUGUCAAGACUGGAGUUACGUGUGAACACAAAGUUCUUAAACUGGCCUGCCCAGCUGGUAGAAAGAUUGCUGUGAGAAGAGCUGUUUAUGGAAGAGGAAAGGGAGACAUGAAAAAAUCUCUUUCACAAGUAAGGAAAUUCUGUAAUGGAAAGAGAAGAUGUAAUGUAUUGGCAAAGAAUAAUGUGUUUGGAGAUCCUUGCCCAGGAAUUUUCAAAUACUUGAGAGUUGCAUAUGUCUGUAAAAAAGUUUUAGCAACACCACCAAAACCAAAACCAAAACCAAAUGUCAAGACUGGAGUUACGUGUGAACACAAAGUUCUUAAACUGGCCUGCCCAGCUGGUAGAAAGAUUGCUGUGAGAAGAGCUGUUUAUGGAAGAGGAAAGGGAGACAUGAAAGUUUGUCCACAAAAAUCAUUGUCAAAAUUCCAAAAAAGAAUUGCUGCCAGUGUGUGUGCUUCCAAGAAAUCUCUUUCACAAGUAAGGAAAUUCUGUAAUGGAAAGAGAAGAUGUAAUGUAUUGGCAAAGAAUAAUGUGUUUGGAGAUCCUUGCCCAGGAAUUUUCAAAUACUUGAGAGUUGCAUAUGUCUUUUUAGCAACACCACCAAAACCAAAACCAAAACCAAAUGUCAAGACUGGAGUUACGUGUGAACACAAAGUUCUUAAACUGGCCUGCCCAGCUGGUAGAAAGAUUGCUGUGAGAAGAGCUGUUUAUGGAAGAGGAAAGGGAGACAUGAAAGUUUGUCCACAAAAAUCAUUGUCAAAAUUCCAAAAAAGAAUUGCUGCCAGUGUGUGUGCUUCCAAGAAAUCUCUUUCACAAGUAAGGAAAUUCUGUAAUGGAAAGAGAAGAUGUAAUGUAUUGGCAAAGAAUAAUGUGUUUGGAGAUCCUUGCCCAGGAAUUUUCAAAUACUUGAGAGUUGCAUAUGUCUGUAAAAAAGUUUUAGCAACACCACCAAAACCAAAACCAAAACCAAAUGUCAAGACUGGAGUUACGUGUGAACACAAAGUUCUUAAACUGGCCUGCCCAGCUGGUAGAAAGAUUGCUGUGAGAAGAGCUGUUUAUGGAAGAGGAAAGGGAGACAUGAAAAAAUCUCUUUCACAAGUAAGGAAAUUCUGUAAUGGAAAGAGAAGAUGUAAUGUAUUGGCAAAGAAUAAUGUGUUUGGAGAUCCUUGCCCAGGAAUUUUCAAAUACUUGAGAGUUGCAUAUGUCUGUAAAAAAGUUUUAGCAACACCACCAAAACCAAAACCAAAACCAAAUGUCAAGACUGGAGUUACGUGUGAACACAAAGUUCUUAAACUGGCCUGCCCAGCUGGUAGAAAGAUUGCUGUGAGAAGAGCUGUUUAUGGAAGAGGAAAGGGAGACAUGAAAGUUUGUCCACAAAAAUCAUUGUCAAAAUUCCAAAAAAGAAUUGCUGCCAGUGUGUGUGCUUCCAAGAAAUCUCUUUCACAAGUAAGGAAAUUCUGUAAUGGAAAGAGAAGAUGUAAUGUAUUGGCAAAGAAUAAUGUGUUUGGAGAUCCUUGCCCAGGAAUUUUCAAAUACUUGAGAGUUGCAUAUGUCUGUAAAAAAGUUUUAGCAACACCACCAAAACCAAAACCAAAACCAAAUGUCAAGACUGGAGUUACGUGUGAACACAAAGUUCUUAAACUGGCCUGCCCAGCUGGUAGAAAGAUUGCUGUGAGAAGAGCUGUUUAUGGAAGAGGAAAGGGAGACAUGAAAGUUUGUCCACAAAAAUCAUUGUCAAAAUUCCAAAAAAGAAUUGCUGCCAGUGUGUGUGCUUCCAAGAAAUCUCUUUCACAAGUAAGGAAAUUCUGUAAUGGAAAGAGAAGAUGUAAUGUAUUGGCAAAGAAUAAUGUGUUUGGAGAUCCUUGCCCAGGAAUUUUCAAAUACUUGAGAGUUGCAUAUGUCUGUAAAAAAGUUUUAGCAACACCACCAAAACCAAAACCAAAACCAAAUGUCAAGACUGGAGUUACGUGUGAACACAAAGUUCUUAAACUGGCCUGCCCAGCUGGUAGAAAGAUUGCUGUGAGAAGAGCUGUUUAUGGAAGAGGAAAGGGAGACAUGAAAGUUUGUCCACAAAAAUCAUUGUCAAAAUUCCAAAAAAGAAUUGCUGCCAGUGUGUGUGCUUCCAAGAAAUCUCUUUCACAAGUAAGGAAAUUCUGUAAUGGAAAGAGAAGAUGUAAUGUAUUGGCAAAGAAUAAUGUGUUUGGAGAUCCUUGCCCAGGAAUUUUCAAAUACUUGAGAGUAGUUUAUUUUUGUAGAAAGGUCACAAAGGCAAAGACUACUGUGAAACCAACUAGUAAACCAGUAACUGAUGGAACUGAUGCAACAUUACUGGCAACAGAAGCACCAAAAUCCACUGAAGUAUUUAUAGAACCACCUAAACCAACAAACGAGCCUAUAGUAAUUCCAACUGAAGAACCUGGAUUGACUAAAGGAUCUACUGAAGGUAUUGAACCUACCGAAUCUGAUACUGAAUCACCUGAAAUAACUGAAUCUCCCACUGAAGUUUUUGAGCCCACAGAAGCUUCUACUGAAGAAUCUGAAGCUACAGAAGGUUCCACUGCAGUUCCUGAACCUACAGAAGCACCCAGUGAAUUGCCAACUGAAGGACCUGAACCCACUGAAUUGCCAUCUACGGAAACACCAACAAUCGAAACUGUCCCACCGACAAAUGACGGAAGUUCAGAUUAUGAAAAGAAGAAGACUUGUGAACAUAAAACACUUGAUAUACUUUGUCCAAGUGGAUUGGUGAUUGAUGUUAAGUCAGCAUUGUAUGGUAGGUCCCAAGGAGAUAUGUCUUCUUGUAAAAAGAAGUCUCUGACUGGAUAUAGACAGACGAUCAUGAAUAACAAUUGUGCUUCUGAAAAUUCCAAUGCUAUUGUGAAAAGACAGUGUAAUGGAAAAUCAUCUUGCAGUGUUCUUGCCAAGAAUAGUGUAUUUGGGGAUCCUUGUCCUGGAAUAUUUAAGUAUUUGGAAGUUGAAUAUAAAUGUAAACCACAACGUCCAUGCAAAAAGGGUCAAUUUAAAUUUGGAAGUAAAUGCAUUGAAGUUGUUCAAAACCCUCAAUUCCCAUCCGAAGCAUUGAAAUAUUGUGAAGAACGAGGAGGUCAAAUGGUUUCUAUAAGAAACAUGAGAAAGAAUAGCGCUAUUGCAAAGAAAAUGCUAAAGAAGAGCGUUGCUAAUGGCUUUAUUGGUUUAUCGGAUAGCCUUGAAGAGGGGAAAUUUGUAUGGAGUGAUGGAAGAGAGCUGAAAAGAAACAGUUUCAAAUUCUUCCAAAAUAAAACAGGGAACACCAUAGACAAGGAUUGUGUAUAUAUGGAUAGUGAAACUGGUCGUUGGCAUCACGUUAGCUGUGAGCUAGCUCUUCCAUUUAUUUGUGAAUUCCAAAUAGAGAAAUCAAAAACUUUCUCAUCCCGUUCUGAUACAUUCACUCUCUUUUAUACCUUGCUAGCGUCACUUAACUGGGUGCUUGACUGUGCUAAUUCUUGGUGCCACGUUCGCGCCAUGUCGUUCUCUAUCCCGGUUAUGUGA